UUAUUUUUGCUUAAUACAAUAAUCUGUUAUUUCAUUUUCCUUCCGCCUCCUCCGUCUUCUUCUUUAUCUCUCCCUAACGAACCUUCUCUUCACUUUCUUACUGCAAAUUCUUCCAUUUUCCCCCAACAAAAUUUCAUCUCUCGUGUAUGAGGAACGGCGAUUUUUCUAUGAAAACAAUUGGCUAUUCUUUCGUUUCGAACGAUCACAGCGAUGAGGCGACGUCCGGAUGCGGAUGCUGAUGCCGAUCUGAGCCCCGUGAAUAACACCUUCCAAACCAUAACGGCUGCCGCCGAUGCGAUCGCCACCGUCGAUCAUCGUUUCCCUCGGGCUACUGCCGUCCAGAAAAGGAGAUGGGGCAGCUGCUGGAGUAUUUAUUGGUGCUUUGGAUCUCUCAAACAGAGGAAGAGAAUUGGACACGCUGUACUGGUCCCAGAACCAAGUCCUUCAACUGAACCUCCUGAAAAUACAUUACAAUCACCAGACAUUGUGCUUCCCUUUGCUGCACCUCCCUCUUCCCCUGUAUCCUUCCUUCAAUCAGAGCCGCCUUCUGCUACACAAUCACCAACAGCCAUACUCUCUUUCACUUCUCUCACUGCUAACAUGUAUUCCCCUGAUGGGCCUUCCUCUAUUUUUGCCGUUGGCCCAUUUGCUCAUGAAACACAGUUAGUGUCUCCACCUCUGAAUUUCUCCACUGUCACUACUCAGCCAUCAACUGCUCCCUUCACUCCUCCUGAGUCUAUCCACUUGACUACACCUUCUUCCCCUGAAGUUCCAUUUGCUCAGUAUCUGCAACCUAGCCAUCAGAAAGUUGAGUCUGAUCACCAAUAUGAUCAGUUUCCUAAUGAUGACUUUCAAUCUUAUCAAUUCUAUCCCGGAAGCCCAGUUAGUCACCUCAUAUCACCACGCUCGGUCAUUUCCCGUUCCGGGGCAUCGUCGCCUUUGCCUGAUUGUGAUUUUACUCCCUCUGGUUCUUCAUUUUCUAACUUCCCAAUAGAAGUUCCUCCUACGCUGUUGAACCUUGACCAACAUUCUAUUCAGGACUGGCGACUACAGCAAAGUUCUGAUUCUUGCACUCAGAAUUCUGUAGGGUACAAAUCUAGUAACGAUUUUGUUUUGAAUCCUCAAACUUCAGAAUCUGUGUCAGACUACCACGCGUCAAAUGAAUAUCAUAAUAUUCAGAUCCUCACUGAUGGAAGCCAAAGGGAUGAAGCUGCUGCUGCUAAUCAUAGAUUCUCAUUUGAGUUGUCUGAUGAAGAUGCUUUAUUAAAAAGCGUAGAAAAUAAACCACUGGAAUCAAAUGAACUUGCAGUUGCAUCAUCUCCAAUACACGAACCACUUGAAACGGCAAAAGAAACUUCUCAUGUUGGCGGUCAUACCUCAAAUGAUACAGAAGAACAGGAAAAAGCAGAUGGUGAAGAAGUACAUGGGCAUCAAGAAGUAGAACAUCAUUCCGUUACUCUUGGGACUGUGAAAGAAUUCAAUUUUGAUAAUGGCAAUGGAUGUGAUACACUUAAGCCUAAUAUCAACUCAGCGUGGUGGGCUAAUGGGAAGGAUGCAGAGACAGAAGGUACGACCACCGGGGCCUGGUCGUUCUUUCCAAUUACGCAGCAGCCAAGAUGACCAAACUGGUGCUUAUCCUCUGGUAACUCACGACACCCAUCAUCUUGCUUUGCAGUUACAACUUGGUAGGUGAGACAAACUGCUAGAGAAAUGGUGAGUUUUGAAGAUAGAAAAGAGGUCAAAUCAUGAAAGAGCCACAUUCAAACCAUUUUCUUUUUAACAAUAUGACACGAAACAGAGGCAGCUAUUCUUAGAAACAUAAAUAGAAAGUUGUAGAUUGACAAUAGGGCCGUGUUAAUAAACAGCACUUGAAUUGUAAUAGAUGUUAGUAUUCUGAUAGAAAUUGAAAGUUUGUAUAUAUGGUAAUAUAAAGUGUUUUUAUCUUUUCAGAAUA
Molecule: messenger RNA, 1954 nt
Organism: Momordica charantia (bitter melon)
Lineage: Eukaryota; Viridiplantae; Streptophyta; Magnoliopsida; Cucurbitales; Cucurbitaceae
Source: RefSeq, a predicted model, not a curated record